AUGGACAAUAUCGGCGGCACCAUCAAGCGCCGUUCGACGGAGGUAUGGCAAGCUGCGCAGAACAACAUGCCCACCAUGCCCUCUAUGCCGGCCAUGCCUUCUUUGCCCAAUCUCCCUUCUCUGCCGGCCAUGCCACAGUUCUCGUUUGAUGCUUUCCGAAGGCAACCCCAGCAGGAAGGCCUGAAAGGCACCUGGGAGCGCAUUGAUUUGCCCCCGGUUCCUCGUUCUUCCCACUCUCUUGACAUCAUCUCUGGCUGCGCCUACAUCUUUGGUGGCGAGAUCACCCCCCACGAACCCGUCGACAAUGACAUUGUUGUCAUUCGCCUUCCCUUUAGCAGCGCUCCUGCCGACUACUUCAAAAUCCCGGCCAAACCAGACCAUACGAUCCCUGUACCGGCACCGAUUCAGGACAAGGGCAAAAAAGAUGGAUUGGAUAAGCCUUCCAAAAGAGCCAAGGCCAAAGCUGAAGACCUUGGUGAAGAACUCGAAGAGGAAGAGAGUGACAGCGACAACAAUGAUCCCACUGAAGAGAGUGACCAAGGAGAAGCCACGCCGACAACAGCGGAUAAGGGCAAAGGACGAGCUGACAAGUUGGGCGAUGUCCCGUCACCACGAGUUGGGCAUGCAACUGCCGUCAUUGGGUCCCGCAUCUUCUUGUACGGCGGCCGUGGUGGGCCAGAUAUGAGGCCUUUGGAUGAAGGGGGCCGUGUCUGGAUCUUUGAUACCCGCACUCGACUUUGGACCUAUCUCGACCCGGUCCCGGCUGUCAAGGGCGGAUCCAUCGUUCCUCAUCCAGCACCACGAAGCUAUCACAGUGCUACCGCGACGGAUCGGCCCCGCGACUUUGCCCCUCCCCCGCCAACCCAGCCUCAGACCUGGCAGGAGUGGGCGCUUGGUGAUACCUCCAAGACGGGCAUCCCUCAGGAUCCCAUUGUUGGCAACGUUGCCGAGAAUGCAAUUGACGAGGAGACGAGCGGUUACGGCACCUUCUUCGUGCAUGCUGGUGUUCUAGCCAACGGCGACCGCACUAGUGACCUUUGGGCUUUCGACGUCCACUCACGCAUGUGGACUGAACUGCCUGCAGCGCCAGGACCUGCCCGUAGCGGCACCUCCAUCUGCAUCAGCAAGAGUCGAAUCUUCCGUUUUGGUGGAUACGACGGACAGAAUGAGAUUGGAGGUCAGCUCGACUUUUUGAACCUCGAGGUUGAAAUGUUUGAUGACCGUGUUACUCGGGGCGAGGUGGCUGUUCGAGCCCGUGGUAGCUGGCAGUCUAUCUUGGAGGCUAUGCCCGAGGCUUCUUCUCAUGAGAUUCCUUCCGAGAAUGUCCAGGUCUGGCCCGCACCGCGAAGUGUGUCUUCUCUUGAAGCCAUCACCUUUGGCGGCGGCACCGAGUAUCUCGUCCUGACCAUGGGUGAAGCCAGCCCGAGCGCGGACGGCUACAAUGGCGCCGGCAAAUCUCACAACGACGUGUGGGUAUUCCAGGUUCCGCCGGUAGGCAUGACCGCUGCAAGCUUCACGGCAGCCAUGUUCUCAGCCGUGGGCCGCAAGACUGGCGAAGGCAAAUGGACAAAGGUAACUAUGGGGCCUUAUGACGAUGAGGUGCUGGAAGUGCCAAGGGGUCGGGGCAGGCUGGCCAGUGCCCCGAUGUUCGACUUGGAAGAGACUGGAAUUGUGAUUUGGGGUGGCCUGGAUGAUAUGAAUAGGCGGCGCGGAGAGGGAUGGAUUAUGCGACUUGCGUAA
Messenger RNA from Trichoderma breve, 1740 nucleotides. RefSeq names its product kelch motif domain-containing protein. The transcript has a single exon. Bases 1 to 1740 code for a protein of 579 amino acids. Lineage: Eukaryota; Fungi; Ascomycota; Sordariomycetes; Hypocreales; Hypocreaceae. Gene Ontology annotation, molecular function: protein binding. The record is from RefSeq and is a predicted model, not a curated record.